This is a messenger RNA of Tinamus guttatus (white-throated tinamou), 972 nucleotides long. RefSeq names its product RNA binding motif protein X-linked 2 (gene RBMX2). Gene Ontology annotation, cellular component: U2 snRNP; precatalytic spliceosome; catalytic step 2 spliceosome. Lineage: Eukaryota; Metazoa; Chordata; Aves; Tinamiformes; Tinamidae. Gene Ontology annotation, biological process: mRNA splicing, via spliceosome. The record is from RefSeq and is a predicted model, not a curated record. Gene Ontology annotation, molecular function: RNA binding.
UGCGCGGAGGCGGCGGGCGCAUGCGCAGUGCGCGCCGCUGUCACCAUGAACCCGCUGACGAAGGUGAAGCUGAUCAACGAGCUGAACGCGCGGGAGGCGGAGCUGGGCGUGCAGGAGGCGGUGUCGUGGCACGCUGAGUACAAGGACAGCGCCUGGGUCUUCGUCGGCGGGCUGCCCUACGAGCUCACGGAAGGCGACAUCAUCUGCGUCUUCUCACAGUAUGGAGAGGUGGUGAACAUUAAUCUGGUGCGGGACAAGAAGACGGGAAAGUCCAAGGGUUUCUGCUUCCUCUGUUACGAGGACCAGAGAAGCACGAUUCUUGCUGUAGACAACUUUAAUGGCAUCAAGAUAAAAGGCAGGACCAUCCGAGUGGACCAUGUGGCUAACUACCGGCCCCCCAAGGACUCCGAUGACUUGGAUGAAGUCACCAAAACCCUCCGUGAAAAGGGCUGUGGAGUUAAAACACCGCCUCACACAUCAUCCGAUUCAUUGUCAGAAGAUGACAGCCCACCAGUAAAGAAGCAGAAAGGUAAAGAGACGAGGAGGCAAGAACGGCAGAAGCAGAGCCAGCAUGCUGCGAAGAGGCCUGUAUCUGCGGAGGAGUCACAACCAAGAAUCAAAAUUAAAAAAGAGAAAGAGGAUCCUGCCUAUGACCGCUAUGCCAAUGCGAGUCAGCAGUCCUGGAAUGGGUCGGAGAGGAAACAUGUAAGCAGGACACAGCGGGAAGAGGAAGAGCAGAGGCACCAGAGAGCUUUGGAGAGAAGAGGAGACAAGAGCUGCCAGGAACAGAGGGGACAGAGCAGCUCACGGAAGGAGAGAGGUGAGGCCAGCAGAAAGGGUGAAGGCCACAGCAGCAGACGAGAAGAACGUCUUGAGGGAAGCAGAUCCAGGGACCACCGGGAGAGCUCUGCAAGAGAGUCCCACUCCUGGCGCAGAGAGUCAAGUACCACUAGGGAUUCCAGCCGUCGCUAG